Anopheles maculipalpis is the source of this 2551-nucleotide messenger RNA. RefSeq names its product zinc finger protein rotund-like. Gene Ontology annotation, molecular function: RNA polymerase II cis-regulatory region sequence-specific DNA binding; DNA-binding transcription factor activity. NCBI's taxonomy places the organism in Eukaryota, Metazoa, Arthropoda, Insecta, Diptera, Culicidae. Gene Ontology annotation, biological process: regulation of transcription by RNA polymerase II. The coding region runs from base 62 to 2548 and encodes 828 amino acids. The transcript has 5 exons. The record is from RefSeq and is a predicted model, not a curated record.
AAGCGCUGGUGUAAAAUGUUCUUGUACGAUCGUUACAGCCAAGAGUCAGCGUACGAGAGCUAUGUAUCCGUGGUAUAGAGAAGCCCAGCUCAGCGUAGGACAACUCUGCAGUCCCCUGGCCGGACCGACACCGAUAAAGACCGAGAACAACUACAGCGAUUGUAUGUUGGCUGUAGAUUUUCCCAACAAGAAACCGUCGAACGCAUUCCCGUGGCUAUCGGAGGCAACGAACAACAACGACUAUAGCAAGGGCAACAACAACCAUCACGGGACUCCACCCCACCUUCACCACCCACAUCACCCGCACCAUCAUCAUCAUCACCAUCAUCCACACCAUUCCCAUCAUCCUCAUCUUCCCCAUUCGGCCGCCGGCAGUCAAUCGAAUCUUGGCACAACCAGUUCACUGACCCCCGGCAACUGUCGGCACGGAGGACAUCCGGAGGAUACCAAGUGUCGCUCGCUUAACUGUGGCCUCCCACCGCAAUCGUCUCCGUCGGCAGCCUCCACCAGCCUAGCGGGCGCAGCGAACGAGGGAGCAACUCCCGAUUCCAGCAGCACCACGGCGACCGCCACGGCUAUACCGAACUUUAACCAGAUGCCCGUGCCGGGCGGUGUGCAGGGCCAGAACCCGACCCAGGGCCUCGUGCACUGGAUGAGUGCGGUAAUGGCCGAGCAUAUGACCUCGAACCCGCAUCAUGAUCCGGCCGCCGUCGGGAUGCACUACAUGUGGAAUGGACCGGUCGAGCAAUGUGGACAACAUACGAAGGAUAUGGACACGUACGGCGGUUGGCCUACACCCAGAAACCCAAUGUCCAUGAAGCAGGGAUACGAGGCAAAAAUGAAUCCAGUCGAUCAUCAUCACCAUCAUCACCAUCACCAUCACAACAACCUCCAGAAAGGGCACAUGAUCGACGAUGGCCGGCUGCUCGAUCAUCACACCAUGCAAACGGGUGCCGCCCAGAUGAGCCAACUGUACGGUGCACGCGGCUCAUCGAGCAGCAGCUCACCGGGCGGUGGACUCGGGCAUGGUGGUGCCACGAACCCGGCCACCGCACUGCUCGUCGUACCUCAGCCCAUCAAUGCCACCAAGAUCGGUGCCACCGGACUGCCGAACGGAACUGGGCGGAAGUAUCAGUGCAAAAUGUGUCCACAGAUCUUCACCUCCAAGGCGGACCUUCAGCUCCACACCCAAAUCCAUAUGCGUGAAGCAAAGCCCUACAAAUGCUCCCAGUGCAAUAAGGCGUUCGCCAACUCGAGCUAUCUGUCCCAGCACACACGCAUCCAUCUCGGCAUCAAACCUUACCGAUGCGAGAUCUGUCAGCGCAAGUUCACCCAGCUGUCCCACCUACAGCAACACAUCCGAACGCAUACCGGGGACAAACCGUACAAGUGUCGACAUUCGGGAUGUCUCAAGGCAUUCUCGCAGCUCUCCAACCUGCAGUCUCACUCGCGCUGUCAUCAGACGGACAAACCGUUCAAGUGUAACUCCUGCUACAAAUGUUUCUCCGACGAGCCGUCGCUGUUGGAGCACAUCCCAAAGCAUAAGGAAUCGAAGCACCUGAAGACACACAUCUGCCAGUACUGUGGCAAGUCGUACACGCAGGAAACCUACCUGUCCAAGCACAUGCAGAAGCACGCCGAACGGACAGACAAACGGCCACCGAUUGGGGCGCGAAGUAGUAGUAGCACGGUGAAUCUGAGUGCAUCCACACCGGGUAGUAGUAGCUCGGGUAGUGGCAGUGCGUCAAACGGUGCUACGACAACGGUUGGACCUGCCACCAUGACCGGGGAGAGUACUUUCUGGCCGAAGGUAAGCCCAGACUCGGCAGCGGCUACCAUCAACGAUGUUAUCAACCAGCAGAACAAUCAUCACGACUUCAGCUUGACCCCGAACGGUAGUGCAACGAACGGAAGCAAUGGGAGUACGGGCAACGGGCCUAACGCAACAAACGGUCCGCAAUCGAGUGGAGGUAAUACGGUGCAUGGGUCGGGGACUGAUCUCACGGGUGCACACCAUCAGCGAGACGAUGCUGUCGAUGAGCUUGUCGGAACAGCUCGAGGGCCUCCGGACAAUUCCAACACACCCAAUGGAAACACCAACCCUGGCCCUGGUAAUCAACCACCUGCUCAGCAGCAGCAACAACAACAACCCCCACCACAGCAACACAACGGAACGGCACCAACCAUGAACGGUAACCUCGCGAUCCCACCAGUCUCGACGCCCAUGUCCGUUAGCUACGACUCGAACAGCAUAGCGAAGGCGACCAGCAACUCCGCCUUCACGCCGAUCAAUGCAAUGCCACCGCAUCUCAACAGCCUGCAGCAUCAUCAUCAGCUCGCAACGCAGCGGCCCUCCUAUCUGUACGAUGCCAUCAGCUUCCAGAACCAAAAGGCGGCCAUGGCCCAGAGUCCCUCGAACGCAUUUCCCAACCAGUUGAUCUCGCUGCACCAGAUACGCAACUACGCACAUCAACCGGCCGGUGGACUAAUGGCCGGUGAGCAUCUGCUCGGUGUUACGGUCGGUCCGGGCGGCAAGGAUAAGGGUUAAUUC